This is a messenger RNA of Punica granatum (pomegranate), 3158 nucleotides long. Lineage: Eukaryota; Viridiplantae; Streptophyta; Magnoliopsida; Myrtales; Lythraceae. The record is from RefSeq and is a predicted model, not a curated record.
AAUAUGUGUUUUGUUGUGCAGCGUAGAGUUAAAGUUAAAGUUAUUUUAACUUCGAAUCCAAACAUGGCCGUUUAUGCUCGGAGUCGGAGAUGAGCGCAGGCAGAGCUGAGGAACAGACAGCAGAUCAAGGAUUUGAAUCGCCAACUUCGACUCGAUCUUUCAUAGACAUCUCAUGGCAUCGACCAGCAAGAUGAAGUCCGUCGUAGGCGAUGAAGCUCUUGAAGACGAAGAACUCGAGCGGUUCAACGAUUUCACUCUUGCUUCUUCAUGGGAGAGAUUUAUAUCAGACAUAGAGGCAGUUUGUCGUCAGUGGAUGGCUGAUGGUCCCAAGAAUCUCUUGGAAAAGGGUGCCAUUGGCUUAGGUUCAUCCAAAAAUUUGUACAAAGUCAAGUCUGAGCUGAAGUACGCAAUGAAAAGCUAUAUCACGGAGUACUUUUUUGAGACCAACAACAAUGGCAAAAUGGCUGACUGGAAUGAUACUCUGCAUGAUGUGCAGCUUUGUUUUGGCGUAAAAGAUUUUCUGGUCAUUGCUCCCCAAAGUGCUAGUGGUGUGAUUCUGGAUACCCCGGAGUCUAGCAAGCUAUUAAGUGCUGUUGCAAUUGCUCUAUCAAAUUGUUCCAGCAUGUGGCCCGCAUUCGUUCCAGUCCAUGAUCCUUCUAGGAAGGCAUAUAUUGGCAUUCAAAAUAUGGGGACAGUUUUCACUCGAAGAUUUGAAGCAGAUCAUAUCAGUAGCCAGGUUCCGGUGAAGCUCAUGCAUUUGGAAGGACUAUAUGAGCUUUUUGUCUCUAAAUUUGCCUACAGCACGAUGGACCCCUCUGCGCAUGCUUUUCAAGUCCGUUUUAAGCUGAAACUUACCUAUGAAACCCUGGCGCAUGAUGAUGAUGAUUCUACUCAACAAAUUGAGGAUGAAGUUUCAGAAUCUGUGGAAAGUCCUCUAGCUGAAAACCAUACCAGAUCACAAUGGGAUGAUGAUUGCCCUUGGAGUGAGUGGUAUUCAGCAGAAGACCCAGUUAAAGGGUUUGAAUUGAUUGCCAUAUGGACCGAGGCAAUUGUUGAGAGCUCUCUAGAAAUGGCAGAAUUGGAGAAUGCCUCGCCUCACGAUGCCGAAAAUUGGAUAAUAUCUCCUAGAGUAUCAAGGACAGUGGGGAGCAACAUUGGAUUCGCCUCACAAUUGUGUCUUCUGGUUGAUGCAUUAGAUAUGUCUUUUGAGGCUCAAUUUUUGGAAGAUUUUGUGUCAGUAGAAAAGUCUAGUACUGAUGCUUUGAAGUCCUCCAUGGUCAUUCCUCCACCAACAGUGGUUGAUCGUGUGCUUAAAGAACUUUUCCAGGAAGGAGUUAAACUUCCUGAUCUUGGCAAGGCCGAGAACAAGAACUCUCGAAUUAUUAAAGGCGCACCCCUUGGAUCUCUUUUCACAGAGUUCUGUUUAAAUGUGCUCUGGAUUGGCAAUUGUAACAUCCGUGCUAUUGCUUUGCUCUGGAUAGAAUUCGUCAGGGAAGUCCGUUGGUGCUGGGAGGAGUCCCAGCCUCUGCCUCGAAUGCCUGACAGUGGUUCAAUAGACUUGUCCACAUGUUUAAUUAAUCAGAAAUUACAGAUGCUUGCUAUAUGCAUUGAUAAGAAGCAACAAGCCAGUGAAGAAUUUCUAGAUUGUAUUAGCAGUGCAGAUACUGCUUCUGCCCAUAUGGAGGAAGAUGAUCAGUUUACAGUGGAAUCCUCCAACGUGUGGCAACCUGUUGAUAACUCUGACAAUAAUUGUGAAAGCUCGUCAACACGAAGUAAUUUGCAUGAUCAUGAAAGAAGUCCACCGAAAAUUGAGGCAAAGGAUGUUUCAUCGUCAGCUGGUCCCAAAUCUUCAGAUGUCGUUAGAAGAGGCUCUGCUGGUGAAGUGGGAUCAGUGAUGCUUCUGAAGUUGCGUCAAAGCCUGCAUGCACCUUACACACAGGAAGCGCUGCUUAUGACAGAAGAUAUGCAUGAAGAACGGCUUCGUGCAGUUCAUGCUCUUGGAGAUUCAUUCAAUUUUUCAGCUCAGCUAGAAAAAGAGGUCCUAUAUUCAGACAUGUCUGCAUUCAAAGCAGCAAAUCCAGAUGCUGUCUUUGAAGAUUUCAUACGGUGGCAUUCGCCUGGAGAUUGGGAAAGCGACGAGCCCAAGGAAGUUGGAUCAUCUUCAGGUCUUCCAUCUGUUGGCCCAAAAGUUGCCUGGCCUCCGCGAGGGCGGCUGUCACAGAGAAUGUCUGAGCAUGGAAACAUGUGGCGAAAGAUUUGGAAUGAUGCGCCUUCUCUACCAGUAUCUGAGCAGAAGCCUCUGCUGGAUCCAAACAGAGAAGGAGAAAAGAUCCUCCAUUACUUGGAAACAAUAAGGCCGCAUCAGUUGCUUGAACAAAUGGUCUGCACAUCUUUUAGAGCAGCAGCUGACACCAUAAAUCAGACCAACUAUGGAAGAUUGAAGCCAAUGGAAACGAGAAUGGAUCAACUCUACCUUACAAUGGCAUCUACCUUGAGGCGUUUGCAAGCGAAUCUCGUCUCUGCUGGCAGUGAGACAAUUGAGGACCUAAGGCGUUUGAUCGUCAUUUUCGGACGUGUUGAGAAGUUAAUGACUGUUGCAGCUUCUCUUCAUCGGAAAUUCCUGCAAGCACCAUCUCUAGCUGAAACUAUUUUCAUUGACUACUAUAAAUUUCACUCCAAGAAAAUGGGGACCAGCCGUACGGGAGAAGAUGAUGAAAUGGAAUUUGACAUGAAGCUACAAUUAAGGAGUCAUGAGCGGCAGGUGAUAUCGAACAUGUUCACUCCUCCUAGCGCUAAUCAAUCAUGGAGGAAAGUCCUGAGCAUGGGCAAUCUUCUCAAUGGCCAUGAGCCGACUGUACGGGAAGUCAUGUUUUCCAAGCGAGACAGGUCAAGUGGCAAUCACUAUGCAGCCCGGACUCCAAGAGAUUAUCGGGAAGAAGAGAUAGAGACGUAUCGAAUGUAUAUUUGUGGGACCUCGAAUGAUCUUCGGGUGGCACUCUCCGUUGCCUCCUAUGACUGAUUAGUCCCAUCCAAUAGUUCAGUAACAUUCUCGACUGUUGGUCGACUUAAAUUAGCAUUUCGCAAACUCAAGCAGUCAAAGUACUGACAAACUUUGUAAUUAUAUUCUUUGGGUAGUUUCUUUUCUCUGUAGACCUCAA